Molecule: messenger RNA, 1950 nt
Organism: Aureobasidium vineae
Lineage: Eukaryota; Fungi; Ascomycota; Dothideomycetes; Dothideales; Saccotheciaceae
Source: the annotation of a GenBank genome assembly
AUGCACCCGCAAGAGUCGCCGGUGUACUCGAGGCCUGACCCCUUUGAAGACCUCAGCGCCGCUCACGACUACUCACGAACGUCGUUCCUCGACCCCAGCACUCCGGCCUAUACUGACACGGACUGGAAGGCCAUGGCUGUCAUGCAGCAGAACCAGAGUGCCUACGCCCACCAGCACCCCUCUCUGGCCAGUCCCUCCGACAUGCAACAACCGCCCACUCCGGCCGACUCGUUCGCCAAUGGCGACUCGCUACACAGGCACCUCUUGGUCGAGACUGCCAUGUUCGACAGCUCGCGAUACGACAUCCUGGCCAUCGAAGAAGUUGAUGCGCUGAAGAAAGAGAAGACAAAGGUGGACGCUCGCAUUGAAGGGACACGCCGCAAACUUGCUCUAGAAAGCAAAGUCUGCGAAGCCGCCCGCUCUCUACACCGCCUUUAUUCGCAAAAGGGCCGCAUCUCGCAACCUCGUAGAAAGAGCUUGCUGGGAGACAGAAGGAACAGUUCGUCCAGUGUCAAGAGCGACAGCGUUGGUCAGGCCAGCGACGAACUUGCUCAGAGCGAGAAGAAGGUUGAAGAGCUGGUUCAGAUCUUGGUCGGUCUCGAAAACCGCAGACAAUACAUUGAAAGCAGGCUACUGCGACACACGGCUGCUGUCUUACAGGCUGCUCACCUCCAACGUGAAGCCGAGUCCGCCGACAAUCUUGCGCCUGACUCUCUGCCUCACAUCCGCGAUUACGAUCAGAGUGUUCACAGCGAUGUCGGCAAAGGGCAGUCGCUUGUCCACAACGAUCAAUUGAACGACUUCAACACAAGGCUACAGUUCCUGAACGGCCAAAUGCGUUCUCUCAUAUCCCAAGCGAAGAAAGGUCGUGCAGGCAGCAUCGACACCUCACCAGACGAGAUUCCAUCUGCCUACCCGGAAGACGACGAGCCCUCGGUCCGCAUCGACAACCAGCUCGAGCAACUACAAGACGGCAUCUUCGCCCUCCUAGAAGAACAUAAAUUCAUCGUCCAAUCGCGCGAGGACACGCUCAAUGGCUCCAAGGAGGAUCAAAGUCUUGUCGAGAAAAGGCUGCAGGGUAUCAAUAUUCACCUGUUCGAUCUUGUCUCUGCCCACCAAGAUAUACAACCACCUCCACGCCCUACCGGUCAAGGAACCCAGGACCAGAUCGCUUAUCUCGAAGAGAAUCUCUCGAACGUCGAUCAAAUGCUGCAGCACUCUGCAUCUCUUCAAGACUCUCACCAAGCUACUGCAAGAGGACUGGAUGAGGCUCGCNCAAAAGCAGACACUCACGCCCAAAAGGCCGCACAAUACGAGGCAGUCAUGCUAGGUCUUUGGGGAAUCAUGUCAUCCAAGGAAUCUGCUGCUGCCAACCGGGAUGUUGACUCGGAUGACGAAGAGCUAGAGCGAACCACAUCCGAGCCUUUCAGUACCCAGGCCUUUACAUCCAAGGUUGAACGUUUGUUUGCCCGCCACAGUGACCUCGAGACCCAGACUGGUAUCCUCAAACGCCAAAUUGAGCAACAACGCGAGCUCGCCGGAAAGUCCCAUGGCGAAGAUGCCGCUCGUGCCAACGAACUUGAAGGACUCAAAGAGCGCGAGCAAGAGGCUCUGGAAGAGAUUGAAGCACAGAGCAAGCGUUUGGAACAACUCGAGGAUCAGAUUGUCGAACUUGAGAACAAGAUUUCUGAACACCAGGACGAGGCACGCAUCGCAGCCAUCGAAGCACAGCACAAGGAAAGUGAUCACCAGGACCGCCUAGAGGAGCUGACCGGAACUCUCAACCAAGCCAAGGUAGCCAGAGAGACGGCAGAGGCCAGUCUGGCUAUGAAGGCAGAAGAGAUGGACGACAUGGAGACGGAAAUCAUUCGUCUUACCACUGAGCUGGCUAUGGCAAAAGCAGAGUUGGAUGGCGCGUACGGCAGCCGUUCCGAGCGUGCCAGGAAGUGA